Molecule: messenger RNA, 1858 nt
Organism: Vidua macroura (Pin-tailed whydah)
Lineage: Eukaryota; Metazoa; Chordata; Aves; Passeriformes; Viduidae
Product: acrosin-like
Exons: 5
Coding region: 101-1663 (520 amino acids)
Biological process (GO): proteolysis; acrosome reaction
Molecular function (GO): serine-type endopeptidase activity
Source: RefSeq, a predicted model, not a curated record
GGGCACCACAGGCAGCGCAGCUGCUGCAGGCACUGUGGCUGUGGCUGUGCUGCUGCACGGAGCUCUCAGUGCUUGCAGCUGACACGUGCCUCUGGCAGCCAUGAAUUGGCUCGGCCUCCUCGUCCUGCUGACUGUGGCAGGGCUGGUACACGGGACAUGGGACAACUGUGGAGGGACCUGCGGGCUCCGAGCCGUGGUGUCUGACUACGGCCUCAUGACGUACUACUACGGCGACAUGGCUUAUGAAUCCGGCAUGACACGCAUCGUGGGUGGCACAGGGGCCCUGCCAGGGGCCUGGCCCUGGAUGGUCAGCAUCCAGCACCCCUGGAUACCAGGCCUGGGGCAUCUGUGUGGAGGGUCCCUCAUCAGCACACAGUGGGUCCUCACAGCAGCCCACUGCUUCGACAAAUUUGAUAACAUCAGUCUGCUGUACGUGGUGAUUGGUGCCACACAGUUGACUCAGCCGGGCCAUGGGGCACAAAUGCGCAGUGUCAAGCAGGUGGUGAUUCACCAGUACUACAAUCCUGCUGACAUGAGCUAUGACAUCGCCCUGCUGGAAUUGGACCAUCCUGUCCAGUGCAGCCCCUACAUCCAGCUGGCCUGUGCACCCGACGCCACACUGAGAGUGUCAGAGCUGCAAAACUGCUGGGUGGCUGGCUGGGGUGCCACUGCUGCAAGAUCUCAACAAGAAAGUGAUCACCUGCAGGAGGCCAAGGUCCAGCUCAUUGAUGUCCAGCUCUGCAACAGCAGUGACUGGUACGCAGGAGAAAUCCACACCCACAACUUGUGUGCUGGUUACCCUCAGGGCAACAUCGACACCUGCCAGGGUGACAGCGGUGGUCCUCUCAUGUGCCAGGACAACAACGCUGAUUACUGGUGGGUUGUUGGACUGACCAGCUGGGGAAGAGGCUGUGCCAGAGCAAGGCAGCCUGGAAUCUACAUCUCCACUCAGUACUUCUAUGACUGGAUCCUGGUCCACACAGGCGCAAACACAGUUGGAAGGGGUUCUCCAACAUCACAAACCUGGAGUAAUUUUAUGACGGCUCACCUACCAACUCUGAAGCCAUGGCCAACACGUCCCCUUCCCACUCAUAAGCCAUGGCCAGCACGACCCCUUCCCACUGUUAAGCCAUGGCCAACACUACUUCCCACUCCUAAGCCAUGGCCAACACUACCUCCCACUCCUAAGCCAUGGCCAACACUACCUCCCACUCCUAAGCCGUGGCCAACACGACCCCCCACUUAUAAUCCAUUGCCAACACCCCCUCCCACUCCUAAGCCGUGGCCAACACAACCCCCCACUUAUAAUCCAUUGCCAACACCCCCUCCCACUCCUAAGCCGUGGCCAACACGACCCCCCACUUAUAAUCCAUUGCCAACAUCCCCUCCCACUCCUAAGCCGUGGCCAACACGACCCCCCACUUAUAAUCCAUUGCCAACAUCCCCUCCCACUCCUAAGCCAUGGCCAACACAACCCCCCACUUAUAAUCCAUUGCCAACACCAAUCCCGUCUCAAAAGCCUUGGCCGACAGUGCCCCCCACUCCAAAGCCAACAGCAUUGGGUGAGCUUAGCUCCUGCCCAUUUCCACUCAACAAGCUGGUAGACUUCUUUACUAAGGUGAAGAAGCUCCUUCAUGAGGUCCUUGGACAAAACACAGCUUGAGCAGCAAGACAGGAGGGAUCCAGGGCAGGCUGCAGUGCACCCACAACCAUUUCCUGCUGGGGCAAUGCCUGCUGAUCCAAAGGCAGCCUCAGGGUCAAAAACCUGCUCUGUCCUGACCACACUCCUCUCCUGUGUGCAGGCAAACACUGGAGUUGACUAAGUUGUUGAAAUAAAAUUACCUAUGCUCAAAGUGAA